Messenger RNA from Alexandromys fortis (reed vole), 3143 nucleotides. Its product is annotated as leukocyte immunoglobulin-like receptor subfamily A member 5. Gene Ontology annotation, biological process: cytokine-mediated signaling pathway. Bases 85 to 915 code for a protein of 276 amino acids. The record is from RefSeq and is a predicted model, not a curated record. Gene Ontology annotation, molecular function: inhibitory MHC class I receptor activity. Gene Ontology annotation, cellular component: plasma membrane. The transcript is spliced from 6 exons. NCBI's taxonomy places the organism in Eukaryota, Metazoa, Chordata, Mammalia, Rodentia, Cricetidae.
CACACCUUGUAUUGCUUGUCCAUAUGGUCAGACACUCUGGCCCUGCUGCUAAGCACAGUUGUGUAGCCACUGGAAGGAGAUGCCAUGACUACUGCCUCCACUGCCCUGCUCUAUCUUGGGCUGAGCCUGAUCCCCAUGACCUAUGUACCAGCAGAAAUUAUGGGCAAACCCACACUCAGAGCUCAGCCAGGCUCCGUGAUGACCAGCGGCAUGCAAUUGACCAUUUCAUGUGAGGGAACCUCUAGCGCCCAGGAAUAUUAUCUCUAUAAAGAGGGCAGUCCAGAUCCCUGGCAACGACAGAGCCCUCUAGAGCAUGGGAACCAAGCCGAGUUCUUCUUCCCGUCCUUUCAUCCAAACGAUGCAGGGAGAUAUCGCUGUUACUAUAGGACCCACACUGGCUGGUCAGAGCGCAGUGACUUUCUGGACUUGAUGGUGACAGGACUCUACAGAAAACCCAGUCUAUCAGCCCUGCCCAGCCCAGUGGUGAGAUUUGGAGGAAAUGUAACUCUCGAGUGUAUCUCACAGCUUGGAUAUGAUGGGUUUUCUCUGACUAAGGAAGAACAACAGAAAAUCUCUUGGACCCUAGACUCACAGUACAUAUACUCUAAAAACAAUUUCCGGGCACUGUUCUCUGUGGGUCCUCUGACCUCCGGACAUAGGAGGACAUUCAGAUGCUAUGGCUAUUACUUGAAUAAAUCCCAGGUGUGGUCAGAAGCCAGUGAUCCUCUGGAACUCCUGGUCUCAGAAGUGCCUGAGACCACCAGCCAACCACAAAACAUGUCAGAAGGCACAGUAGUCUCACAGCCUCAAGAUCACACAGUGGAGAACAUCAUUCGGAUGGGCGUUUCUGGUUUGAUUCUCACAGUACUCGGGAUUUUGCUGUUUGAAGCUUACUACAGCCGGAGAAGACCUUGAUUGCAUCUUAGAAGUGAAGACAAGAGAUGGCCACAGGCUUGCAUUGUUACUAUCUGAAAAAUAAAUUUGUGAAUCUUAGGGAUUUUUAUAAGAAAAUUCAAUGUUUAAUAUUGGGAAUCACUUGUGAGAAAAGAUCCAGGAAUCAAAUGUGUUUUGGAUGCAGGAAAGCAUCUAACUGUUGAGUUGGAGACCUCUUCCAACAUCACAUUAAGGCUUGCAUUCUCUACCUUGCCGUGGACUUUGAGAAUUUUUUCUCCCCUUCCCUUUUACAGGGGAACUUAUUGUCCCAUUAGUGAAGUUUGGUCCUGAACUUUGUAUAUCUUCUCCUUUCCCAAGUUUCUUGUCAUACUUUAUUAUAAAUUAUCAUAUUCCCUAUUACGAGCAUCUGCUUUUGUGGAGGUUUUUGUACUAGGAACAAGGAAUUUGACUCAAUAACAACAACAAAAAUAUUAAUGAACACAAUUCAGAUUCCCAAAUGCUAAAAUAACUGAAUAUAAAUGAUGCUCCCAAAUUCUGUACUUUCCCUUAGAUAUCCUACUAUGCACAUUCAUUGUGAGGUUCUUGUUAAUUUAUAAAAAAAUUACUGUCUAGUGUUUAAAGGAGCUAUGAGUGGGACACUGUUGAUAUAGUUUCAAAAAAUCAUUUUUUUAAUUGUUGCUCUGUGACUUUUGCUGAUGGAUAUGUAUAAUCCUUUGCAUUCCUGUAUUCCAAGGUCAGUCAGAUCCAUGAAGGGAGAAACAAGGAGUAGUGAAAAUAGCAGACCAUGACCACCUUUGCCCUCUUUGCCUAUUUCUGUGUGAGGAGGCAGAACACCACCAAAUGCUGACAAAUUUUUGCAUUCUCACAGUAAAAGAUAUUUGUUUAGUCCUCAAUUAAUUAUCGAAAUAUUUGAGGUCCAUGAAGAGGGCACAGAUGUUUUAUGCAUAGCAGACGUUUUGUUAAGGUCAAUUUGUACAUUUCAUUGUUAAUUAUGUAAAAACUGGAGUAUGGGGCUCUGAAGAUGCAGAGACCAAUGGAGAUAAAACUAAGAUACUGUUAAGAAGGAGAUGGUGAGCAUGAGGACUUAAAAUGAUCUAGUCACCACAGAGGUAUAGAGAGUCUGGACAGACCUUCAUGGCUCCUGAACUUUUAAUGUUUCUUAUGCAUUAUCUUCAUUAAGGUGAUUAAUGCGGGAAAUCACAUUUUAACUGUGGUAGGAACUAUUUUUGGGACAAGGAGAUAAUGGUGUGUAUAAAAUGAAGAAGUGAACUCAGCACCAGCAUGUAAUUAUUCAUCCUUUUCUGCUUCUUGUAUGUGGAUAUAAAGCUUCUGGAUGCUUCAAGUUUCUGUAGACUUUUAAUCAACUGUACCCUGCAGCUGUGAGUUAUAUAAGUAUUUUCUGCAUUAAGUUGCUUCCACUUCUGAUGUUUUUAUUUCAUCACAGUAGCAGGAAACGUAACACAGAGAGAUCUUUGAUUCCCCUCACUUAACAAUAUUUGCGUGUUGACCACUCAGGGUUAUGCCUGUUUUGUACAGGCAACCACACUUACUAUGAGCACAUUCCUACACUGUGACAUGUGUUCAGGAGAUGGUAUUUGACAGCACUACUUUUCUUCCCUCACCUUUAUUCUUUAGCAUUCCCUGAACCAUGGAGAGGGGGAUACAGAUGUGCUGAUUAGGUCAAAGCAUUCCAUGGUCACACAUUUUCUACACAUUUACAUGCUACAAGUUUGUACUAUAAAUCUACUAUUGGCAAUUGCAUACACAAAUGUCUAACUAACACUGAGCCAAGUACUAAUCCCUUCAUUUAAACAUAACUAAUGCAGUAUGACACCAUGUGAAUUAAGCAAAAAUAAGAAUAGCAGAUUCUACACAAGCGUAGAAUCUUCCUGCUGUGGAUUUUUGACCCAGUAUUAUACUACAAGACAAAAAUGCUCUUCUGUUAAACAUACAUCAAAUAACAUAAGAAAACAGUCAUGUAGUACAGUUAAUAAAAGCCUAGCGAUAUAAAUUGGGGUCCAACCUGAAUGUCAGAAAAGCAAAACAGCCAGCCACAGCUUUUACCUCUACCUCAGCCCUAAACGAUGAUCCAGCCUCCAGGAAUCUCAUAAUGAAACUGUGUGUAAGAGCUGUCCCCUCCUGUUUUAUAUUCCUCCCUAGUGCUAGAAUUAAAGGUGUGCACUAUUACUGCAUGUUUUCUAUGGCAAACUUGUGUGGCUACUGGGAAUAAAGGUGUGUGUCACCACUGC